AUUAUCAAAUAAAGGAGUGGAACAAUAUCACAGAGUUGCAUUUGGAGCCGCAGCAACUACUUGAACAAGGAGGAUAUGCGACAUUUGAAUGCCUUAGCCGCCUUUUGGAAGACUGUAAAAAACGAUUGCAGGACGAUGUUUUAUCGACUAUUGUCGCUUUACUCAAAAAGUUUCCAAACUUUUCUAUAGCUCUGAGUAUUGGAAAAUAUGUAUCAAAACAUCUGACCGAACAAGAGCAAACUAACCUCUCCCAUGAAAUUUUGUUCUAUCAUCUUGAUCAUAAAAAUAUUGGCGUUAUUUUUGGAUAUAUCCAUUCUACGGGAAAAAAAUCCUCUAAAAAAGUUAUUCCGAUAAUUCUCCAGUUAGCAACGUUAUCGGAUGAUGCGUGGAUUGAAUCUUGCUAUCAAGAUGUUUUCGACACGAACAGCCUACUUUCAAAAUUUCUUAAAUAUAUCAUAGAAAAAUCUAAUUAUCAUGUCAAAGAAAUUGUAGACGAAUUAAUAAGCAUGAAUAAGGAUUUGCUCAAAAACCAACAAGAUUAUUUGACAAACUCCAGAGAACACAGAUUAAUGUUUUCCAUUGCCAAAUCAAUGCUUUUUCUUGCAUCACACAUUGAAUGCUCAGAUCAACUAUGGUUGACAUUAUUUUUAUCAAGUAAUCAAUUCAACAUUACCUGCAUGUAUGAAAUGGUAUUGGCUAAAUCCUUAAGGGAUCCAGAAGUACUCCUUAAACGCUUGAAAUCAAUACGUACGCUUAAUGAAAAUCAGCGAGUAUCUUUACUUUCUGUUGUUCAUAUGUUUCUUUAUUUUAAUUGGGAUUCAAUUCCUCCCAAUGAAGUAAAUAAAAUAGUUUCCUUUCUUCACCUUUCUCUUCAUAAGGGACAAAAUAGAGAACUAAGCGAAAUUACCGAACUGAUUCUAAUCAGUCUUAUUUUGGAAAAUCAAAAGUCGCGUUACUACAAGCCCAUUGUGGAAGCUUUAUACGAAAGUCUUAAGCGCUUAACCCUUGAUCAAAAGAAAUCGCUUCCACCUCAUAUACAAGCUCGUCUGUUUUUGCCUGAGCUGCAUUCGGCUACAUAUCUUAAUUUUGGUUUGUAUAUUUCAAAUUUGGAGCCAACAAAUUUGAGCAAUACUGAUAGGUUUAGAAUGCUUCGCAUUCGACAAGUCAUCAAAACAGUAUUGGAAAUUGAAAAGGGUCAAGAGAUAAUUGCUAAUGUAAAUCUUGGCACACCGAAUAAAUCCACUACUAAUUCAAAUCCCAAGCCACAACCUGUUCAGCAAAAUAGAUCUGCUAUCUCUAACGGCAAUCUUUUUGUAGUAUCUCCUUGUAUUGAUAAUGUUAACAGUUUAAAUGGUUUAAUCCAAAACUGUGUUUCUUUUGGAGUUCGAACUUUGGUAUUAAGCGACUCAAUCAAUUUAAGUGCCGAAACCAGGAAAGACUUGGAAAUAUUGCAAAUAAACCCUGAAUUAUUCGCUAAAUAUUUGCGUGGAAAAAAGAUAGAGAAUUUUAGCAUUGUUGGUAUAGAAAACAUAGAUAAAAAUGAAUAUUUAAAUGAAUGCAGUCCUACAGAAAACACAAUUGUGGUACUCGGAAAUGAUCGGCAUGGCACACCGGAUAAUUUGAAGCAUCUUCUGGAUUAUACAGUUCAAUUACCACUCAAGGAUGUUCGGAGCUUGCAACAUUUGCCAAUAUUUAUGUACUCUAAGAAAACUUAAAAAAAGAAAUUCAAACUUAUGUUUACAAAUACUCAAAAAGUUGGAAGUAAGGGAAACCUAUUAGAUGAUUAUGUCUUAACUCGAUGAAUUAAAAGAUGUAUUAAUUCGUGUAAACAGACUCCAUACUGUUUUUUUUUAUUUUAAAAAACAUUUGUAUGCUUAUUCUUCAUUGCCUGAGUAUUGUUCUCAAUGACAUUUUAUUAUUUCUAUAGCUGAAAUGACCCAUGAAAUGUAAAAUAAUGACAAUAUUUGAUUGAGGGUCGUAAGUCUGUAACUGUUAAUGGCUUUAAGGACUAAAAAAAAACUGCAAAA
Molecule: messenger RNA, 2027 nt
Organism: Drosophila willistoni
Lineage: Eukaryota; Metazoa; Arthropoda; Insecta; Diptera; Drosophilidae
Exons: 6
Coding region: 507-1715 (402 amino acids)
Source: RefSeq, a predicted model, not a curated record